AUCACCUAAAAACUAAAACUAAAUUAAUUCGAUUGCACAUAAAAGUUAUUCUGCAAAAUUCUCUUUCAAAUAUGAUGAAACGUCUUCGGGUGUCCGCCGAAGGACUAUCUCGGAUGCAGAGUGAGUUGAGCCGAAUGCGAGGAGCCUUCGAUACCCAUCAAAGGCAACGUCAGAGGCACGCUGUCCAGCAUCACCCAUCAACCUCGGAGUUCGCCAGCCAGGCACCCAGCACCACCACGAUGCAGGCUCGUCUCCACCGGCACCCAGAGCCUGUGCCACAGCCCACGCCACGGAAAAGGGUUAAGUCCGAUAUGCAGAACUUGGCCGACAUAAUCCUCCAGCAGGCUCAUCGCAUCGAGAAGCAACAGCAGGAGCUGCACUGCCUCAAACUCCACUACGAACGCCAGGUGUCCACCAUCAAGAGUAAUGCCAAGAUGCUGGAGCAGCAGCUGGAGAAGCUGCAGAGCAAUGUCACCAAGAGCAGGGCCCAGCAAUUGGGCAACCAUUAUCAGGAGAUCUUCGGUGCUGUGAAGAAGCUACAGAAAUGUGGACUCGAUCUUUCCCAGACGCAUACCAUUGCCAAUCAUUUGCUAACCAAUUUACUUACCAAUCAAAAACACUAGGAAAGUGAUAGUUAAAUUUAUUAACCCAUCAGGAAAACUAGGAAAAGGAUAAGGACGUGUAGCAUCCUUAUCCCUCUCCUAGUUUUCCUGAUGAGGUUAAAAGAAGUGCUGGUGAUGCCAUAACAAAAUUUGUUAUCUCCAAAUCAAUAUAGAAAUUGUGAUCGUAGUUCCCUUCGGGAAACCCUUCAAACAAA
Messenger RNA from Drosophila serrata, 817 nucleotides. RefSeq lists its product as uncharacterized. The record is from RefSeq and is a predicted model, not a curated record. Lineage: Eukaryota; Metazoa; Arthropoda; Insecta; Diptera; Drosophilidae.